Molecule: messenger RNA, 668 nt
Organism: Aspergillus saccharolyticus JOP 1030-1
Lineage: Eukaryota; Fungi; Ascomycota; Eurotiomycetes; Eurotiales; Aspergillaceae
Exons: 3
Coding region: 82-303 (73 amino acids)
Source: RefSeq, a predicted model, not a curated record
CCCGCAUCUCACCUUCACAACCACACACACACACACCUUGACCAUUCUUCCGCAAGGACUGCCGAAAGCACCACCGUCACCAUGGGAAACGGAGCCAAAGCCCAGAUGAAGCGCGAGCGCAACGCCAAGGACGCUGGCAAGGGCGGCAAGUCGCAGUUGAAGGCUAACGAAGCCGCCAAGGACAUCAUCUGCCAGAUCUGCAGAUCCACCUUCCUCAAGACGGCCAAGGCCCCCGCCCUCACCGAACAUGCCCAGAACAAGCACAACAAGUCCCUCCAGGACUGCUUCCCUGCCUUUGCCUAGACACGAGACGAGCGAUGUCGUAUGUGGACAUGUAGGGAGGGGCUUGCGAUGAAGGGGACUGGUAUGCAUGCAUCAUGCUGGGGAGUUCUUGAGCGACUGUUUGGUUGUGCAUAUUUCUUGGGGAUGUGAUUGGAGAAUUGAUACCUUUUGCUUUUUGUUGUAUGCGGUUUGUGGAGGGUGUGGUGUAUAUCAGUAGGAGGAUUUGAGAUGUAGGCCGGUGGUCAUCGUGUGUAUGAUUGAGGACAAUGCGCCUAGGUUUCGAGUAAACUCAUAGCAUCGAGUGUCCCGGAUGCCUACAAUCAUCGAACACUGGACAAGCUUUAUUCAGACUCGAUACGUGUGCUUUGGAAACAUGAUACCUGAAC